CCAAGCCCGAGUUCAGAAUCUCCUGUGGGAUAGCGAAGAAAGACUCACUGGCCUACUUCUUCAAGGACAAGAUGGGCUGCCGGAACAACGAUACGACGUCGAUAUGGUUGUGUUUGCCGUCGGAAUCAAACCUCGAGAUGAUCUCGCCAAAAGCACUUCCAUAGACACAGCCAGCCAGAGUGGCGGCUUCAUUGUCGACAACCAACUGCGUACAAAUUUGCCCCAUAUCUACGCUAUUGGAGAGUGUGCCAAUUUCCUUGGAGAAACAUUUGGUCUGAUAGCUCCUGGUAUCGAAAUGGCAGAUAUUCUCGCAUUCAAUCUGACGGAAGGGCCUUACCACAGCAAGAGAGAGAUGAAAUCUCCCAACAUCAGUACAAAGCUCAAGCUUAUGGGUGUGGACGUCGCUUCAUUUGGCGAUUUCUUUGCAGACCAGGGCAAGAUCAGCAAACCACUACCAGGAGCUAUUAGUGCCCAUGCGGCUCGCAAGGCUCAGACAACUCCCCCCACACCAGAUGAGAUAAAGAAAAAGGUCAAAGCUCUUAUUUAUCGAGAUCCAUUCUCAGAUGUUUACAAGAAAUACAUUUUCACCGCAGAUGGCAAGUAUAUCUUGGGAGGCAUGAUGGUUGGCGACGUCAAAGACUACGUCAAGCUUGUCGCCCUCUGCAAUGCAAGCAAGCCCAUCGAGAAGCCUCCAGCCGAAUUUAUUAAAGAAGAAGGUGAUGAUUUGCCCCAUGAUACUCAAGUCUGCAGCUGUCAUAAUGUCAGUAAGGGUGACAUUGUGGAGUGUGUAAAAUCUGGCGGUAUUCGUUCUUUUGGAGAGAUGAAAUCUUCGACAAAGUGCGGCAUGGGCUGCGGAGGCUGCGUGCCCUUGGCAACUAGCAUUUUCAACCGAGCACUAAAAGACGCUGGUGUCGAGAUCUCCAACCAUAUUUGCAAGGACUUUGCUUACUCGCGCCAAGAGUUAUAUCAGAUUGCCAAGUUCAGAAAGCUCAAGGACUUCAUGGUAGUAAUGCGUGUCGUUGGCAAGAAGCCCGAUAGUCUUGGCUGCGAAGUUUGCAGGCCAGCGAUCGGCUCCAUCUUAAGUUCAUUAUACAACGAGAAUAUCAUGAAGCCUUCGCUGCGCCAGACUCAAGAUACAAAUGAUCGCUAUCUUGCCAAUGUACAGCGGGACGGUACUUACUCGGUUGUUCCACGUCUUCCUGCCGGUGAAAUUACUCCAAUGGGACUUAAGGUUAUUGGAGAGGUUGCAGACAAGUUUGGGCUAUACACAAAGAUCACAGGCGGCCAACGUAUCGACAUGUUUGGCGCCAAGAAGCAGGACCUUCCACAAAUCUGGGAGCUACUCAUCAAUGCUGGCUUUGAGAGCGGUCAUGCCUACGGCAAGGCACUACGCACAGUCAAAUCAUGUGUCGGCAAUACCUGGUGUCGAUUCGGGGUGGGCGACUCAGUUGGUCUCGCGGUGGAAAUCGAGAACCGAUAUAAGGGCCUUCGAGCUCCUCACAAGUUCAAGGGCGGUGUAUCUGGAUGUGUGAGAGAAUGUGCCGAGGCACAGGGCAAAGAUUUUGGUCUCAUUGCCACGCCCAAAGGCUGGAAUGUCUUUGUGGGAGGAAACGGGGGCGCAAAGCCCCGCCAUGCUGAACUGCUUGCUGAGGAUGUAACACGACGGCAAGCAAUUAAGAUCUUGGACCGAUUUCUUAUGUUCUACAUUCAAUCAGCAGACAAGCUCGAGCGAACAGCUCGCUGGAUUGAGAGAUAUCCGGGCGGUCUCAAGGGCAUCAAGGAGGUCAUCGUUGACGACAGACUCGGCAUAUGCGCCGACCUAGAAAUGGAGAUGGAGGUGCUCGUUGGCCUCUAUCAUUGUGAAUGGACAAAUGUUGUCAAUAACCCGGACCGCCGCAAAGACUUCAAACAGUUUGCCAAUACAGAUGAGACGCAGAUGUCAUCAGAACAGAUCACGGAGCGGGCCCAAAAACGUCCCGCAGAUUGGCCUGAAGACAGCUCGCCGCUUCACUUUAGUUUAUUGGAUAUUGCAAAAGACGCAAAGUGGGCAUGGAGAUCUGUCUGCAAGCUUUCAGAAAUCAACCGCCAGAGUGAUGCACCAACAUCGGUUGCUGUCAAAUAUGGUGAAGUUCAGUUGGCUGUGUGGAACAUCCCGGGUCGUGGCUUGCGCGCAUCACAAAACAUGUGCCCUCAUAAGAAGGCGUUUGUGCUAGCAGAUGGCCUAGUGGGGGAAGAUGAACAAGGCAGAGAAUAUGUGUCCUGUCCUCUACAUAAGCGAAAUUUUCUGCUGAACCCCAACGCAGCUGAGGGAGGCGGAAGCUGCUCAGACGUCGACUACUCAAUCAUGACUUUUGAGGUCAAGGCAGACGAGAUAAAUAACGAGAUACUCAUCUAUCUUCCUCCUACAGAAGCACUUGAUGCCGUACUUUCAACGACAAAAUGGAUGUUACGGAAAGCAGACGAAGAGCUGAGAGCAUUAGCAAAGGAUGCAGAGCCAGCAAUAGAGAUUGCAGAACCACUACCUCCAAGCAAGAUGAGGGGCCAGCCACCACACUUGGCCUCUCGUCAGACAUGUGGAGGAGGCGGUGCGCUCGACUGGUAAAAGUAGCCAACAGAUUGUAAAUGGUGUUUUAUAUACGUCCAUUUUCAACAACUUAAUUGUAUUCUUUGCCGUAACAUAUAUCAUUCAUUUAAAAUAAACACAUUAAAGCAAACUAGACUUUAUUAAAGAUAUAUCAAUAUUUU
Trichoderma atroviride IMI 206040 is the source of this 2745-nucleotide messenger RNA. The record is from RefSeq and is a predicted model, not a curated record. NCBI's taxonomy places the organism in Eukaryota, Fungi, Ascomycota, Sordariomycetes, Hypocreales, Hypocreaceae.